UUUGGAAGAGCAGUCAGUGCUCUUAACCGCUGAGCCACCUCUCCAGCCCCUCCACUUCAUUUUUUUAAGCCCGUCACUCACCGACCUUGCCUGUUUUUGCUAGGCUGGCUUCAUAGCCCCUGGGACCUGCCUGUCUUCCCCUUCCAGGGCUGUGGUUGUGCCUGUCUGUUGCAUGGGUGCUGGGAGUCUGAACAACAAGCACCUUACCCACCAAGCCAGCUCCCUGGCUUCUGCAAGCUAGUUGAUAAACGCCUGAGGAAGAAAGGCAGUCUCACCGUGUUCUUCCUACAAGUAUGGAAUCCGACAGUUUGAAGAGGAGCAAUUGGAGGUUCUUGGUUACUGCGGUCGUAGGUGGUGCACUGGUGACCGUGUAUGCUGUGGCUAUGCCAUUCAUCGCUCCAGCCCUCCGGAAAGUUUGUUUGCCAUUUGUGCCUGCAACUUCAAGGCAGGUUGAAAAUGUUGUCAAGAUGUUGCGACACAGAAAAGGACCCUUGGUGGACCUUGGCAGUGGCGAUGGACGGAUUGUGAUUGCAGCUGCAAAGGAAGGCUUCCCAGCUGUGGGGUAUGAACUGAAUCCGUGGCUGGUGUGGUACUCCAGAUACCGUGCCUGGAGGGAAGGCGUGCAUGGCUCUGCCAAGUUUUAUAUUUCAGAUCUAUGGAAGGUCACCUUUGCACAGUACUCCAAUGUCGUUGUUUUUGGUGUGCCCCAGAUGAUGCCACAGUUGGAGAAGAAGCUUGAGCUUGAACUUGAGGAUGGGGCUAGAGUCAUUGCCUGUCGGUUCCCAUUCCCAUGCUGGACUCCAGACCACACCACUGGAGAGGGCAUCGACACCGUGUGGGCGUAUGACAUGGGUUCUUGUAGGAGACGGGAAAGACAGGCCUGAUGGUGAACAGAUCGGCGAGCAGAACCUCGAGGACACAGUCGGGCUGCGGACCUCCUCAUCUGAGACACAGAGCUAGCUCCUUGACAAAGAGUGACAAGUCACUGCUGUUCUCCUUCCCUUCUUGAGAAAAUGAACAGAACUCAGAGAAACAUUUAAGUUUAAACUCUGCUGCUUUUUAAAGGGCAGUUUCACAAAGCCUGGGUUGGCCUUGAAUUUACUGAGGAUGAACGAUGACCUUGAACUUCUGAUCCUUCCACUUCUGCCUCCCCAGUACAUUGUGCUCUUAGUGGAACAUUCUGGAUAGGCUUCCUACCUUUGCAUACACUAGGGUGCAUGAAGAUAUAAGUAAGUGACAGUCUGUGGGUCAGAGGGUGUCACCUCAGCAGUGUGGUUUAAUGGCUCCGGUGAAGAGGAUGCAUACAUCUGCAGUUUCCUCUAGUUUUGUUCAUGACUGAGAUUUAUCUCCUUUCUGUAGUUUGUAGCUGAAUUCAUUUUCUAAAAGAUUCAGAGCGACAUUUAGAUUUUAUAAUACUUACAAGGAAUGUUUUACCCUAAGGCUGGUGGCUCACUCUACUUCACCGAUUGAGUGUGUACAUGUACACCUGUGUAAAUGGACUGUGUAACACGCACAUGUUUUAACAUUGGGAAGUUGUGAUAAAUUGCACAUGGCUUUAAUUGGCAGUGUUGUAUGUUUACUGUUAUUGUGUUACUACAAUCUAAGUGGUAAUAUAUUAAAUUUGAUGAGAUUUUUCAGAAACAUCCUUGGCUCAGGGAGAAGAGAGAAGGUUUAACAGCGAGUGACUGUGAGCUCUGGCUGGGAUCUGUGCAGCAGUUAGUAAGGGUGAAUAGUGAGUGAGCUUUGCGAUCUGAGCUGAGUUCCUGUUCCCAGCAGGAGGCCUUGAACAGUGACUUCCUUACUGUCUCUUGAUCCUUGGUGUCUGCCACCAGGACAUGGGUCUGGGGACCAGUUUUUAAACCUAACCACACAGUCUUUGGUCUGCCCACAGUGUUUAGACAUUGUGGGAAAGGUUAUGCAGGGAAGUCACAAAUUAUUUCUGCUAGUUACUUCUCUUAUUUUAUGAGAAAAGCCAUUUAUUUAACAUUUCUCACUUACAAGAAAAGAUUGAUUUAGAUAGAAGAUAAGUUAAGGAAAACCUUUGAGUGUGAGUAGACAGGCUUCAUAGAUCUGAAAAAUGAAUAUUGAAUGGUAGCAGCUCUGCUCAUCUGGUCUUGUCAGAGAAAAGAUGGAGCUCGGCUCCUAUAUCUGGGACCUAAGUCCCACAGGUCCUAACUUUAAUGUUAAAAGAUGGCUGAAUAUUUAGCUAAACUGAUGAAAAGAGGAACAUUUGAUAUUUUCCUUGUAAGGACCAACCGGGGACACAUAUAUUUCAUUAGUCAUUCAUGACACGGGAUGUCUGUUGAAGCUCUGCUGGUUCAUGAUGAGAAGACAUCAUGGCCCCUGGUACUUCUGUAGUAUGUAGAAACAGCUAGCAAUUUUUAGUGCAUGCAAGGCUCUCUGAAGAAAUAGAAGCUUUAUGUGUUUGUGAGGAGCACAUGGAAGGUGUGGGCAUUGAAUCACGUGUUGACUGCUACCCCCCUUUGCUGUCCUGGCCUUGGGUUUUCCUGUGAAGUCAGUUCUGUGUGGAUGGGUGUCUCGGUGGGAGCACAGACCUUGCUGUUGAACCCUUGCUCUCAUCUCCUGCUCUAGCUACUGCUGUGAUAUUCCAGACACACCGAGAGGGGCCAGCCCUGCUCCUUGCCACAUAUAUGUGGUGAGGAGAUGUAGGGUCUUUGGGACCAUGGAGGUAUUUAACAGAUUUUUAUAUAAGUUUCUGAUGGGUUUGUAAAGGCAUCAAACUGCAGUUGUUUAUAACUUACCUUUUCCCCCCCUUUCUAUGGUGAGAAUCAGUAGAUGUUUGAUAGUGACCUCAGAGAUCCAUAGAAGUGUACUGACCAGCUUCUUCCAGGUCGUGAACUAUUCUUUAAGGUGGUGCUUUGUUAAAUAAACAGUGCGAUAAGGAACCUCUGUACCGGGAGGUAUAG
Molecule: messenger RNA, 2927 nt
Organism: Mastomys coucha (southern multimammate mouse)
Lineage: Eukaryota; Metazoa; Chordata; Mammalia; Rodentia; Muridae
Gene: Atpsckmt
Product: ATP synthase c subunit lysine N-methyltransferase
Exons: 5
Coding region: 294-884 (196 amino acids)
Biological process (GO): regulation of mitochondrial ATP synthesis coupled proton transport; peptidyl-lysine trimethylation; positive regulation of proton-transporting ATP synthase activity, rotational mechanism
Cellular component (GO): mitochondrion
Molecular function (GO): protein-lysine N-methyltransferase activity
Source: RefSeq, a predicted model, not a curated record